AUCAAACAUGAACGCUUGUGUGAGACAGCUAAAUGUGAGGCAUGCAAUAUGCAUUGCUCACACAAUAAACCUUAUUGUUCGCAAGUCCUUCGAUGAUGUGGAAGGACUAAAUGAAUUAAGGCAGAAAUGUAGGAGGUUGGUGACCCUCUUCCGCACAAGCACUACUGCGAAAGAGCGACUGGUCCAAGUGCAGGAGCAGAUGGGAAGGCAGCCCUACAAAAUGAUAAUAGAGGUAGACACGCGUUGGAACAGCACAUUCCUUAUGUUGCAGCGGCUGUAUGAGCUAAGAGAGCCAGUGGGGGCAGCCCUGGCCUCACUGAAAACAGACAUUACCCCCCUUACAGCAGCUGAGUAUGACUCUGUGAACAACACUCUGAGUGUACUCGCCCCAUUCCACCAAGCAACAGUUGAGGUUUCUGCUGAGAAGAGGGUAUCCUCCUCAAAAGUGAUACCUCUCAUGAAGAUGUUGCAUCAUGCAAUAACAAACAAGAUGCACACAAUGAAUGCAUCCACCAUUGCGAGGCAGCUGGGGGACAACCUUGUUCGACGUCUGAGGGACCACAUGAGUUCUUUGGAGUCAGCAGGUGGCCUGACAAUGCCAACUUUAUUGGAUCCAAGAUUUAAAAAAUUAGGAUUCGAAAAUGCAACCAGGAGACAAGAAGCAGUGAACCGGCUGAAAAAUGAGUGUGCAAAUGUAAUAAGGCAUGAAGCCUCAUCUGCCCCCCCAGACCAGCUGCAAAACACUCGCGUGGCUCAAUCUGGUGGCAAUAGUGAACUUUGGCGGCUGUUGGAUGACGCCAUAAACAGCAGCGGGAGCAGCUCAAGUGUGGUGGCAGAUGCCGUGAUUGAAGUGGAUCGUUACUUGGCAGAGAUGAAUAUUUCAAGGGAUGAGGAUCCACUCGUAUAUUGGCAUGGACAUAAAGCCAUGUAUCCACACCUUCACAAACUGGCAGUAACCUGGUUAUGUUCGCCAGCGUCUUCAGUGCCAUGUGAGAGGGUUUUUUCGAAGGCUGGAGAAGUGUUGUCUAAAAAAAGGAACCGCCUGAAUCCAAAAACAUUGGAAAAACUAGUGUUUUUGAAUAAAAAUACAAACUCUUGAAAUGUUGUCAUUGGUAUUUUAAUUAAGAACAGAGCUCCAUGUCUGUGUUGUUGUCCACAUACUUACACAUGAUCAUACUAUAGAAAUAUCCAUUGUUUAUUGUUUCUGCACACAUAAGUAAAUCAUACAUUUCAGCUCAAGUCGUGGUACAAUGGCAUUGACUGUAAUUUAAUUUGUCCAGCAGAUGGCAGU
Messenger RNA from Solea solea (common sole), 1291 nucleotides. RefSeq names its product E3 SUMO-protein ligase ZBED1-like. Gene Ontology annotation, molecular function: protein dimerization activity. The transcript is spliced from 2 exons. Bases 8 to 1099 code for a protein of 363 amino acids. NCBI's taxonomy places the organism in Eukaryota, Metazoa, Chordata, Actinopteri, Pleuronectiformes, Soleidae. The record is from RefSeq and is a predicted model, not a curated record.